GAUAGAAAUAAAGGUUAAAAGUAGAAAAUGGUUGAAGGUUACGAAGGUGUUUGUGACCUCCCGACUUGCACUCGGAAGCUCCUCGAAAUGCCAUGCACAUGAUGGCAUUGUGUCUUGUUGAGAGGGAGUCUCACACCGGUACGCCUCACAGGGAGAGCAAAGGCAGGAGCGAACCCUUUUAUCAAUCAACACAGUACAUCGCUUGACAUCAGUGACAUUCAUGUAACCAUGGCGAAAUCAUCAGAGCCAGCUAAGUAUGUGGAGGAGGAGGAAGAGAAAACCGAGAUUCAAGAAGAAGAGGACGAGUCUAAAGAGGAAAUAGAAGAGAUUGUAGUGAACCCGACUACUACCGGUACAACCGAAAUGGAGGACCACAAUGGCCGACCUACCGAUUUCACAGCUCCAUCGGUGGAGCCAGAUCCGUUGAUUCCUGCAAACAAGAUACGAGGUGGCCGCUCUUCUGCUGCUGACGACGCGUCCGUGAAGGCUAAUGCCAAGAGAUCCACGAAAAUCGGAUUGUCUGGCAACAAAGGUCCGGUAAGGCCCGGUGCUGUUGCGGAAAAAGGUCCUUGUCCAACAAAGUCCCGUGCCGUGAGCCACAGUGAAACCCCAGUACUCCAAUCCCAUCCAUCCAUUGGACAACCAGCUCCCAGAGGCGUAGAUUUGCAAGGUGGACUGAUCCUGCCCACUACUACUACAACUAGUAACCAAGUAACGGCUGCUACUUCCUCUGCGACUGUACCAGGAGCCCAAGCAGCAGUGGGAAAUCCUGCCGACAACAAAAAGAAUAGAGUGGGAGCUGGUUUGAGAAAUACCCCUAAUCGUCGGAAAGACAACAAGGAACGUCCGGUCAAGCCCGGUGCUGUUGCAGAAAAGAGUUCUCAUCCAAAAGCAUCCCGUGGGGUGAGCCACAGUGAAACCCCAGUACUCCGAUCCCAUCCAUCCAUUGGAGAGCAAGCUCCCCGAGGCGAAGACUCACAAGGUCGGCUGAUUGUGCCCCCUACAACUACAACUACUACAAGUAGUAACCAAGCGGCACCUGCUGCGGCUGUACCAGGAGCCCAUCUGGCAACAGGAAAUCCUACCGACAACAAAAGUUCAAGAAGAAAUAGAGUGGGAGUUGGUUUGAAAAAUAUCUCUACUCGCAAGCAGGGACCCGACAACGAUAUCGAGGAUGGUGUUCUUGGUGGACGGGCAGUGGCAACUCCAGGUGCUGUCGAUUCUGUUCGAGAUGGGACGACCUCAUCGCACAGUGUCACCUCGAAUCAAAGCCACCCGCAGAGUCGAAACAGCAAGGACAACAACGAGCCGCUCAUUGAAGCCGUCUUGGUGGAAGAACACCGAGACGAACCGUCUUCAUCAAACCAGCAGAAUUUACAAGUCUAUGAUGCCGUGCAGGUGGACCCCAGUUUGGAGCAUCCAGAGGAUAAACCCAUUUACCAGCACAGACAUUUCAAAUAUUGGGUUGGAGCACUCUUGGCACUGGUGAUUCUGGUUGUCAUUAUUGUCGUGGCCGCAACUGCUGGUGGCUCUGGUAGUGGGGAACAAGUCAAUGCUCCCUCCAUGGCACCAACAGGAACCAAUCCUCACUUCGAUGACAUUCAAGAACUCGUGGGAUUCUUUGUCCACGAUCGUACGCAACGGGACAAUGCAACCAGCCCCUACUAUCACGCUCUGCGAUGGCUGGUCUACACGGACAAUGCGAAUCCCACGGAACCAGAUUUUGAUCACGACCAACUGCAACAACGAUACGUAUUGGCGCUCUUUUACUUCAGCACGCGAUCUACCGGAAUCGAUGGACAGAGUUGGCUGGCAUGCAAUGCUCCCGCACCAACUAAUAAUAAUACCGAAACUUGUGUGCACCAGAGAUUCAACAGCGACAGGACCCCCAGGAAUGAAGCACCCGAAUACGACGACGUGUUGGCAUCCCGAUGGUUGAGUUCUACCGAUGAAUGCACGUGGGCGGGACUCCAUUGCGACAACUCCGGGAGUAUCGAUGAGAUUAUUUUGGCACAUUAUCAUCUCGAUGGAACUCUCCCAGAAGAACUCGGAUUGCUCUCUCGCCUUGUCGAGCUGGACAUUCGAAGCUUUUUGGACUUUGGUUAUAGUGUUUCUGGCACUCUGCCCACAUUUUUCGGAUUGCUCCCUCGUUUGGAAGUUUUGACGUUGGAUGAAAACAGGUUCAUGGGUACGCUUCCAGAUGAGCUUUGUGAUGCCACGUCGCUGAAGAGAUUUAGGAUUACAGCUAUGGGAAGCAACCUGGUGGGAACCCUUCCUACUUGUUUGGGCAUGUUGACUUCCCUCGAACGGCUCCAUUUGGAUGACAACCGACUUUCUGGAACAAUCCCAACCGAGCUCAAUUUGAUCUCCACAUUGGAGGAGGUGCAACUCCACAAGACAGCACUCACAGGAACAGUUCCUGCCGGAGGAAUAUUGUGCAAUCUACCGGACGGCGGGAUCCAGGUAGAUUGCAGCGGCAAGAGAGAUGAGACGCCUGAAGUGAUCUGUCCAGAGGGAUGCAUUUGCAACUGCAACUAAAGGCGAUGGUAUCGUGUGGGAUGCGCGAAAACUUGUCUAAGCGCGCUAGCACAAAGAGCCAACCGGAGUGACCAGGAUCAAGGACUACCUGGGGCUAUCGAGAUGCAACAAUACACGCAGUGCGUGCUGCGAGCGUUUCCUACGUGAACAGUCAAGUGCGUCAACUAGAAUGAAGCGAAACUGAACAAUGUCAAUGUAUCCGAAUCUGACGGUGGGGCUGGUCUUGACAAAGUUUGAUAUGAGCCAAGUAGCCAAGUCACUGGGUUGGAAGGGAUGCGCAUUCCUCUUACAGCAGCAACCACUUCGCUGAGUUUUGUUUGCACAGGAAUUGUUAUUAGUAGUGGGGAGCAAGAUCGAUACGGUCAUGGCUGUCUUCAAAGUUGGUGCAAACUCAUAGUUUGUCAACUGGUCGAGAUGCAUGAGACAACGGCAGACCCCUGCAAGUAAAACAUAUUGGUUCUAUUGUUUAGUCAAGGGCUUCUGCUACCAGCGGGAAGACCCGUUUCGAGGGAGCUACCCGUACCCGUAGCGAGAUGUCGAAAAAAUCUGGUACCGGUAAUUCUCAUCAUAAGUAUCCAAAUGGUAUUAAAUCUAUGAUUUUAAGUAUCUUUUCAAUUCAUAAAUCUUUGACCUGGUCAAAUCUGGGGAGGACGCCUCAGUUUCAGAACGAGAACGCUAGCUAGAAUGAGAGUAAAAGUAGAUAGACUAGAGUCACGCAAGUACCCCAUCACCAUAUUACUAGUAGUAUCGAACCUUCUGGAAACUCCUUCUUGACUGCCCCGAACAAGCAACCACAGCAUCACAUCAUCAUCGUCUGCCACAGCCAUAUCCCUAAUAACGAAUUCGAGGGUUUCUAGCUAGCUAGCUAGCUAGCUAGCGACAAGCUUGACCACAACAAGAAGAUAAGUAGACUAGCUAGAUGCCGAGCCAGGAUUUUUGGUUUGGGUCCACGUGCCAGACUUUGUCGGUCUCGGCUGCAGGAUUCAGAUUUCUUGUAAAUGAGGUUUUAAAAGAUACGCUGCACGAAUGAGAAUCUUGUGGUACUUAGACAGAGAAUCGGAUGGUGCAGAGGAGAUGACCCAUAAUUCAGGUGUUACGAGGGUUGAGCUGAUGCCGCAAGCUCGGGUUGGUCAAGUGACUCUAGCUAGCUAGACGCUCCUUUCCACUACUUGUAGGAUCGGUGCUAGAGUGGCUGUUUGGGCUUUAUCCUUGGCUCUGCAUGUUGCGCUAGUCGUAGCCCGUACAAGUGUGAGGGCGGCGAACUAGUUAGCCUUCUGAGAGGCAGGCUGGGUCUCUGUGCCUGUACCAGCAGCAGAGAGCAAACAGCGGUAGUCAAUGCGACCAAGGGUCCGUUUUGUUGACCGUCAAAGACGCACCUCCACGAUUGCAGGACACGCUGCUGCCUUUACCAUGCAUGGCCCACUCCUAGGGCUUAUGCCAGCUCGAGAAUCCAAAUUUGGGUGUCUAAGCCUCCCGCGAACGGUCGUCCAAGACCUUAGAUCCCACGUGUUGCGAAAAAAGUGAGUUGGGUAGUUAGAGGAGCUGAGUCGUGAUGUUGCCUGACAAGCAUCGAAC
Seminavis robusta is the source of this 4113-nucleotide messenger RNA. Lineage: Eukaryota; Bacillariophyta; Bacillariophyceae; Naviculales; Naviculaceae. The record is from the annotation of a GenBank genome assembly.